Molecule: messenger RNA, 685 nt
Organism: Limulus polyphemus (Atlantic horseshoe crab)
Lineage: Eukaryota; Metazoa; Arthropoda; Merostomata; Xiphosura; Limulidae
Product: tubulin alpha chain-like
Exons: 4
Coding region: 106-660 (184 amino acids)
Biological process (GO): mitotic cell cycle; microtubule cytoskeleton organization
Cellular component (GO): microtubule; cytoplasm
Molecular function (GO): GTP binding; structural constituent of cytoskeleton
Source: RefSeq, a predicted model, not a curated record
AUAUUAAAUAUUCUUCACUAGUAUCUCACACCGAUUCCUAAAGGUCGUAAUUGUGAGACAGCAGCCCCACGUUUAUCUUCGUAACCAUUUUAUCAACCUUUUAACAUGCGUGAAUGCCUCAGUAUCCAUGUUGGCCAAGCUGGGGUUCAGAUGGGCAAUGCAUGCUGGGAACUGUACUGUCUUGAGCAUGGUAUCCAGCCCGAUGGGCAGAUGCCUAGUGACAAGACUAUUGGUGGGGGUGAUGACUCCUUUAACACAUUCUUCUCUGAGACUGGAGCUGGAAAACACGUUCCUCGAGCUGUGUUUGUAGAUCUAGAACCAACAGUUGUCGACGAAGUGAGAACUGGCACGUACCGACAACUGUUCCAUCCUGAGCAGCUUAUCACUGGUAAGGAAGAUGCUGCUAAUAACUACGCCAGAGGUCACUACACUAUCGGAAAGGAACUCAUCGACCUUGUGCUGGACAGAAUUCGGAGGUUAGCCGAUAUGUGUACUGGCCUGCAAGGUUUUCUUAUUUUUCACAGCUUCGGUGGUGGGACUGGAUCCGGUUUUACCUCUCUGCUAACGGAGAGACUCUCCGUGGACUACGGCAAGAAAUCUAAGCUAGAGUUUGCGAUUUACCCUGCCCCCCAAGGUUCCACAACAGCUGUCGAAACCUAGAAAUCCGUUUUAUAAUAUUAAAUAC